This is a messenger RNA of Coregonus clupeaformis (lake whitefish), 1572 nucleotides long. RefSeq names its product lipopolysaccharide-induced tumor necrosis factor-alpha factor homolog. The transcript is spliced from 6 exons. The coding region runs from base 183 to 680 and encodes 165 amino acids. The record is from RefSeq and is a predicted model, not a curated record. Lineage: Eukaryota; Metazoa; Chordata; Actinopteri; Salmoniformes; Salmonidae. Gene Ontology annotation, molecular function: zinc ion binding.
GGAACUAGUGAUUGACCACAUCUGCCUCACACCUCCCUCACUCCUCCCCUCUGUGUAUGCGCUCUCUCUUGCUCUCUUUCCUACGUGGUUCACUUUCUCACUGUAUCUCGAGCGAGUAGGAGCUCUGAUCUUUAGCUCCACACAGUCCACAGUACCUCGUCUCCUCCAGGACUCCAAAAAGUAUGGAGAAGAGCCAGUAUGGACCCCCCCAGGAUGUGUCGGCUCCCCCCUACCCCGGCCCCCCAGUGGGCUACCAGGGAAAUGGCGGGGGAACUGCCUACCCCCCUCAGCCUGGCUUCCAUGGAGGUCCCCAACCCAGCAUGUACCCACCACCUCCCCAGUACAGCAUGGGCAUGGCACAGCCUACAAAUGCAUCUGGCGUACCCCAGGUGGAAAACGAGAACCAAGUUGUACACACAGAAGUAACCCAGGUGGUGGUGAUGCAGCAGCAGCUGCCUAGAGACGUGCCCGGCCAGAUGACGUGUCCCCAGUGUCAGGUCCAGGUUCUGACGGAGACCACACACACCACUGGACUGCUCACCUGGGUCAUCUGUGGAUCACUCGGCUUUUUCCUGUGCUGGCCAUGCUGUUUCAUUCCGUUCUGUGUUGACUCCUGUAAGGACGUAGAGCACCACUGCCCCAACUGCAAGAGGGUGAUCCACAUCCACAGACGUAUGUGAACAGACCUAGACCAGACACCUGCCACAAAGUGAUCCACGUCCACAAUGCGGCCAUCUCCGGCCCACAGACACUGCUGCCACAAAGUGAUCCUUACCUUUAUCAAUCUAUCCCAGUACACCACUAGGUCCAGGAACGCUUUCACUACCUGAGUAAUGGUGACUCAUAUUUCCAACCAUAACACACACUUGUGAAGCAACGUGCUCCUAAUGAAAAUAGAAAUGGCUGUGGUGAGGAGUCACAGUAUAAAGACAAUAGGCAUCUGUUGCUGAAAUGACUACUGGAAGACCAGCUUAACAUCUACUGGUGUCAAUGUGUACAAGCCGCCCCAACUGCAAGAGAGUGAUCCACAUCCACAAAAGCAUGUGAACAGGCACAAAAACACCUGCCACAAAGUGAUCCAUAUCUACAAACCCUAUAUAUGAACAGACCUAGCCACAACACAUAUUAAUUUAAAUCUAUUAGCGUUCACUACUAGCAAAUCCAAGAGGCUUUCUAUACCAGAGACUCUGUAAUUCAUAUGACACACACACAUGCACAGACACACACACAAACUACAUGAACCAAUUCAGUGCAUAAUCCACAUUAGAAAGACAAUAGGCUACUGUCUCUCUGAAAUGACUACUGCAAGGGCAGCUUCAUCUACUGUGAAUGUGAAUGUGUGACAGGAUAUCCUUUCACCAUGUUUUUGGUCAGUGUGUUUCCCAGGUGACCCUAAUUAGCAGGUUGACGUUUAUUGUCAUGAAUCUUGCCCUGGAGGCAGAACUGAGCAAUUUCCAAUAGAUGGGCCGGCUGCGAAAGUCAAAAUUGACUAUAUCAUAAAAAUUCAUGAAAACAAAAAUGAGCUUUUUGGUCUUCAUUUAAGGUUAGGGUUAGACAUUAUGGUUAGCAUAU